AUGGUUCCUGUUCCGCACUACGCCAAGUCCGUCGCUCUUAAGAACUCGACGUCGCACCCAGUGACGGUGGUGGCGACUUUCGGCUCCGACGAAUUCGAGGCUGAGGGCAAGGCCAAGAUCAAGGAGACGUGUGAGUUGGCUCCGGGGGAGGAGAAGACCAUCCAAGAGCGCGAGUACGACAUGGGCGGCUGGACGGCCACGGCUGCGCUCUUCUCGCUAGAGGUGGAGCACUCGACGAACAGCAAGCUGCUGGGCAAGACGCUCUACACGCCUAGCGUCAGCGGCAUAGUGGACGUGCUACACGUCGAUAUUGGAGCGGACGAAGAGGCCAAGAACUUCAAGGUCGCGGCUGUGCGCGAGGCCUAA
Molecule: messenger RNA, 366 nt
Organism: Phytophthora infestans T30-4
Lineage: Eukaryota; Oomycota; Peronosporomycetes; Peronosporales; Peronosporaceae
Exons: 1
Coding region: 1-366 (121 amino acids)
Source: RefSeq, a predicted model, not a curated record